CUGGGCUUUGGAAGCAGCAGAGUAUAAGCGCACUAGGAAAGGAUGUUGUGCGCGCGCUGGCAGACCUGUCUCUUGAUGGUUCUAGUGAAGAGGUAAAGUCGAAGCAGCUGGAAAUAUACCAUACUGCACGGAGGCACCAUCGGAGUUAUUUUCACUCAAAGACUGAGGAUAUACAGAAGCCUGGAUAUCUGUGGCGAACAAGGUGGACAUGUCAUCUCUGGCCAUCGCCUUCAUUCUCACGGUGCUCGACGUCCUCGGUGCUGCGCUGGCGGCCAGUCACUAUAACUGUGAUGGCCCUUUGGUAUCAAAUCUGCUUCAGGCCUCCUUUGAGAGGUCCUCACAGUUCUCCAUCAGUAACGCUCCACACUUCGCCAAGCUCAACAGAAGAGAUGGAGCGGGAGGCUGGUCCCCCAUGACAGACAGACAGCCGUGGCUGCAGCUGGACCUCAGGGACAGGAUGGAGGUGACGGCCAUCGCCACCCAGGGGCGCUACGGCGGCUCAGACUGGGUCAGCGGCUACCUGCUGCUGUUCAGUGACACAGGCCGAGCCUGGAAGCAGUACCGACAGGAGGACGGGGUGGGGAGGUUUGUGGGGAACGUGAACGCUGACGGUGUCGUCCACCACAAGUUGUCCCACUCUAUCAGAAGCCGCUUCCUGCGCUUCGUCCCCCUGGACUGGAACCCCAGUGGCUGGGUGGGUCUCAGAGUGGAGGUCUACGGCUGUGCCUACAAAUCGUAUGUGGCAGACUUUGAUGGAAGAAGCUCCCUGCUCUACCGGUUUAAUCAGAAGUCCAUGAGCACGGUGAAGGAUGUGAUCUCGCUACACUUCAAGAGCCACCAGGCUGAGGGGGUGCUGCUCCAUGGAGAGGGUCAGAGGGGCGACUACAUCACUCUGGAGCUGCACCGGGGCAGGUUGGCCCUCUACCUCAACCUGGAUGACACCAGGCUGCGGUUCAGCAGUGGUCGUGUUGCGGUCACUCUCAGCAGUCUUCUGGACGAUCAGCACUGGCACUCUGUCCUCAUCGAGCGCUUCAACAAGCAGGUCAACCUCACCGUGGACACCCACACACAGCACUUCAGGACCAAGGGGGAAGGAGACUCUCUGGAGGUGGACUAUGAGCUCAGUUUCGGGGGCAUCCCACUGCCAGGUAAGCCUGGUACCUUCCUGAGGAAGAACUUCCAUGGCUGCAUCGAGAACCUCUACUACAAUGGGAUCAACAUCAUCGACCUAGCCAAGCGACGCAAGCCUCAGAUCUACAGCGUGGGCAACGUGACCUUCUCGUGCUCUGAGCCCCAGCUGGUGUCCACUACCUUCCUGAGCUCCAGCAGCAGCUUCCUGUCGCUCCCAGCCAUGCCGUCUGCUUCGGGGGGCUUCACUGUGCGUUUCCAGUUCAGAACGUGGAACCCAGAUGGGCUACUGCUCUCCACCCGGCUGGCCCUGGAGCCCCAGCGACUGGAGCUGCACAUCAGCAACAGUCGGCUGCGCCUGACCCACCACAUGUCAGCCCAGCAGAAAGAAGAGGUCUCCACCGGUCACAGAGUGAAUGAUGGACUGUGGCACUCUGCGAGUCUCAGCUCCCGAGGUCUCCAGGUCACCAUGACUCUGGACAACGAGCCGUCCUCAACUAUCGAGCUGGGGGACCACAUAGAGGCAGGAGACAGCCUCUACUUUGGAGGCUGUCCCUCCUCGUCCCCGAGUGACUCAUGCUGUGAGAACUCAACGUUGGCAUUCCAGGGGUGCAUGCGUCUCUUCUCCAUCAACAGCCAGCCCAUGGACCUGAACCUGGUGCACCAAGGACGACUAGGAGACUACAAGGAGCUGCAGUUUGACACAUGUGGCAUCCAUGACAGAUGUCUGCCCAACUUCUGUGAACAUGGAGGGCAGUGUUCCCAGUCCUGGAGCAGCUUCUACUGCGACUGCUCUGGGACAGGAUACACCGGAGCCACCUGCCACAACUCCAUCUAUGAGGCAUCAUGUGAGGCCUACCGGCUGACUGGCAGCUCCUCAGGCUACUUCUCCAUUGAUCCAGAUGGCAGUGGUCCUCUGGCGCCCACACAGGUCUACUGCAACAUGACAGAGAACAAGGUGUGGACAGUAGUGACCCACAACAGCACAGAUCCAGUCAGGGUCCAGGGUUCUACACUACAGAAGCCCUACGUUAUGAAGUUUAACUACAGCGCCUCACCUGAACAACUGAUGUCCCUCGUGGCCAGGUCAGAGCAGUGUCAACAGGAAGUAGUAUACAGCUGCAGGAAGUCCCGCCUCUUCAACACGUGGGAUGGCAGCCCCUUGUCCUGGUGGGUCGACCAGGGUGGAGAGAGACGGACCUACUGGGGAGGCUUCCUGCCGGGGGUUCAGCAGUGCUCCUGCAGCAUGGAGGACAACUGCAUGGACAUGAACUACUUCUGCAACUGUGAUGCUGACACAGACUCAUGGGCUAAUGACACAGGAGUCCUUUCCUACAAAGAGCACUUACCAGUGAGUGAGAUCGUGAUUGGAGACACCAACAGAACCGGCUCUGAGGCGCUCUACAGAAUCGGCCCGCUGCGUUGUUAUGGCGACAAGUCUGUGUGGAAUGCAGCGUCCUUCUACCAGGAGUCAUCCUACCUGCACUUCCCCACCCUCCAGGCAGAGCUCAGCGCUGAUAUCUCCUUCUACUUCAAGACCAGCGCUCCCUCAGGAGUCUUCCUGGAGAACGUGGGCCUCAAGGACUUCAUCAGAGUGGAGCUCAGCUCUCCGUCCGUGGUGACGUUCUCCUUUGACGUGGAAAACGGGCCGGUGGUCCUGGCCAUUAAGUCCCACGUGCCCCUGAAUGACAGGCAGUGGCACUACGUGAGGGCGGAGCGCAGCGUGAAGGAGGCCUCUCUGCAGGUGGACCAGCUACCCCUGCGCUUCCUGGAAGCUCUGUCUGACCGACACCUCCGCCUCCGGCUCAACAGCCAGCUGUUUGUGGGGGGAACGGCGGCCAGGCAGAGGGGCUUCUUGGGCUGCAUCAGAACUCUGACUAUAAACGGUGUGACCUUUAACCUGGAGGAGCGGGCUAAGAUGACCCCAGGAGUGAGCGCUGGCUGCCCCGGCCACUGCAGCGGCUCCAGCAGUCUCUGCCACAACAGAGGGAGGUGCAUCGAGAAUAACACCGGCUACGUCUGUGACUGCUCCCAGUCUGCCUACGGGGGGCCCUCCUGCAAGGAAGAGGUGUCUGUGUCGUUUGACAGAGAGUCGUCGGUGACCUACACCUUCCAGGAGCCUUUCUCUGUGAUGCAGAACAGGAGCUUCCAGGCCUCCAGCGUCUACAGAGAGAACAGCAGGGCCAGAGAGAACAUGGCUUUCAUCUUCAUGACCACACAGAGCCCUGCCAUGCUGCUCACUGUCAGCACCUUCAGCCAGCAGUACAUAGCAGUCAUCCUGGCGCGCAACGGGAGUCUCCAGAUCUGGUACCAUCUCCAUGUGGACAGGAGGACAGAUGUGUUCAGCCCCAGACCCACAAGCCUGGCAGACGGACGCCUCCACCGUAUCAGAAUCCACCGUGAGGGAAAAGACGUCUACCUACAGAUCGACCAGGACAUCCACAGGAAGUACACCCUGUCAUCUGAUGCAGAGUUGAUCUUAAUCAGAUCCUUGACUUUGGGCAAAGUCAUCGGAGGUGAGAAUUUUGAUGAGGAAGUGAUGCAGGCAGGAUCGAUGGGCUUCAUUGGCUGCCUGUCAUCCGUCCAGUUCAAUCACGUGGCUCCACUGAAGGCAGCGCUACUGAACCGUGGCAGCUCAUUGGUCAGUGUACGGGGUCACCUGGUGGAGUCUAACUGUGGGGCGCUGGCUGACUCAACAACCUCACACCCACUCUCAGAUCAAGCUGCGAAACCAAACAAAGAUCGGGAGCAGCGUGGUAAUGACAGCCGGCGUGAAUCGGCAGUAAUAGGAGGUGUGGUGUCUGCAGUGGUCUUUAUCACUCUGUGUGUAGUGGCGGUGAUGAGUCAUUUCCUGUACCAGCACCGGCAGGCCCAGAGAGACGCCAGCAUCAAGGAGAAGGAGCACCGAACCAACCUGGAAACACCCUACCGGAGAGAAGCAGCCUACCAGACAGAACUAGCCUAUCGGACAGAGCUCCACCUCCAUGACAGUCAUAGCUCCACCCUCAGGAACAACAGGGAGUACUACAUCUGAACACAGUGUCCAGGCAAGCCUUCUAGCCAUCGUUGCUUACCUCUCUUCUGUUUUGUCUAGCUGUCUGCACGGGAUGAGGCAACCUUUUUCCUCCCUCCUCUGGGGUAGAAAUGAAGAAUUCCUUCUCCUUUAGGGAACUGUGGGAAUAUCCUGGUGGGGAAUUUCUUCCCAUUUCUGUGUAGAUACUCCGUAGGACAGGACUUGUAGCUGCAAAUAUGUUGACCGGUCGGCUCACGAAUGCUGGUGAUGGGACAGGAAAACAGUGCCGUAAUAGAUUGAGGCAUAUGGCUAUGGUGCAAUGGAUUUAUCCAAUGAAAGAAAUGCAAAUAGCCUGGAAAGGUUAGACUAGGCAAUGUUAUGGUAAAAGUAGGCAAUGUUAUGGGAAAAAGCUACAAUGGUGACUCAAUGGAUGUAUAUGGCCAAGAUUAAACUAUCCCACUGUCGCGUGGGGAAGAAAUCUCCUGACGCACAGAAUCUACACACAGAUGCAAUGAAUCUAUUUCAAAUACUUAAGAAAAGGGCAAGGUGUUCAACAGGUUUCACAUCUGUGCCAUUGAUGUAAUACAGAGGGUCAAUACAGAGUGGCUUGCCUUCAGAGGGCAGGGAGACUAUUCAGCCACCAUUUUGAUGGUAAUUACAGUACCGCAAUGCAGUGCGCUGGGGAUGGUUGAAAAGGCUCAAUGCAAAGGCCAUCUUAGAUAACAUAAUAUUAAAUAACACGUUAGAGUAAGACAAGUAUUGUUUAAUUAAGAUGAAAUUUACUAAAUCUACAACAACAACAAAAAAUAUGAAUCCCUAAAUAAAGCCAUUUAAAAAUGACAUCAAUACAAGAGACAGGUGCCUGGACCGGUUUCCUACAUUAUUCUUUGAAAGUUUGAUUGAAUAUCAUUGUUCUUUUCUGCCCAAUGUUCUUGAGGUUUCUAAGCAGUAGGCUAGGCUACUUUGUAUUGCUGCAAGGAAGGGAAUGUAAAACGAACCCAGCUAACUGGAACAUCUGCUACCUGUCCCCUAGCAAGAGAACCAACCCAUCACAUCCCACUCAAGUGGCUGCCGGCCAAGGUGUUAGAAGAGUCUUCAAAGAGCUGCCAUAUACAAAGCUUUAGUUGUUCUUCAUGUUCUCCUGAGCUCUUUAUAUUUUCUUUGUAUUUUUCAUUGUUUCGUUUUGAUUGUUUCCAUUUGUUCUGUCACACCUUUGAUCCUGGUCAUGCAUUUGUGACAAUUUUUAUAUCUUAUUUUUUAUUUGAAGUUUUUAAUUCAUUGCUUAAGUACUGAUUGUCAACAGUAUCCCUGUGUUAGAUCUACAUUAUAAGGUGAUUAGUAUUUACUGGAUGAUGGAUGUUAAUGCUUAGCUUAGUUUUAUUUUCCUCCUACAAUUAAGUGGGAAAGGAUCAUCAGCACUAAGUGCAAAAUAACCCAGUUUGACAGUUUAUAAACAACAAAAUCAGAGAAUGAAAAUGCAUACGCUAAACUCUUUCAUGAGCAACAAGUCAUACACACCCACCAUCACAAAAUAAUAAGAUUGGCAGAAGUAUUGCCUGAAAACAUUUUUCUUUCAAAUUAAAGUGUCCUUGACAGCAAGUUAUAAUUAACCUCUGAGACUCCUAUUUGUACUUGUUGAUAUUGUGAUUACUUUGAGUGCCAAUUUUGUAUGGCUAUAAUUGUACAGGUAUAUUAUGAAUAUAUGUUUAAUAAAACCAAACAUUCUUUUUUGAAAAAUAA
This is a messenger RNA of Coregonus clupeaformis (lake whitefish), 5881 nucleotides long. RefSeq names its product contactin-associated protein-like 5. Lineage: Eukaryota; Metazoa; Chordata; Actinopteri; Salmoniformes; Salmonidae. The record is from RefSeq and is a predicted model, not a curated record.